AUGCAUCUUACGGCAAGCGUCGUCGCCCUAUCCGGCCUUCUCUGGGCCAGUCGAGGAACACCCAGGCCAACUCAUCCAACUGAACAAAUCGUGUUCCAUCAGGACUAUUCCCUUGCGUCCACCAUCAGAGACACAUUGAUCGCCAACGAUGUGAUCGGGGACGUCCUUGACGACUUUGAGCCAUCCUACUACCUGGACAUCACCUACCCCAAGUCCCACGAAACGGUCCUUCUCGGAAAUGACAUUCCUGUGGAGGCGGUCUCAGAGCGUCCAGUAUUCACGUUCCACUCCCUUGAGGUUGCGUCCACCAACGCCAAAAAUUCGACUUUCACUCUUGUGCUCACAGAUCCUGAUGCAAAGUCUCGCGACAACCCGAUCUGGUCCGAGAUGUGCCAUUGGAUCUUGACCAAUUUAACCACACCAAUCCCGGAGCCACCGAUUCAGCUACUCAAAGCUAAGCCAGGAGAGCUGGAAGAGUACCUGCCCCCGGGCCCACCGCCCAAGACAGGUCCACAUCGAUAUGUGUUCGUCUUGCUCGAAGGAGACACCUCCAACCUCAAAGCUCCCUCCGGUAGGAAACAUUGGGGCUACGGCAAGCCUCGACAUGGUGUGAGAGACUGGGCCAAAGAGAACGACUUGACUGUUGUGGGUGCCAAUUUCUUCUUUGCGCAGAACAAGAAGCAGUGA
Molecule: messenger RNA, 687 nt
Organism: Exophiala dermatitidis NIH/UT8656
Lineage: Eukaryota; Fungi; Ascomycota; Eurotiomycetes; Chaetothyriales; Herpotrichiellaceae
Exons: 1
Coding region: 1-687 (228 amino acids)
Biological process (GO): regulation of Ras protein signal transduction; regulation of proteolysis
Molecular function (GO): phospholipid binding; peptidase inhibitor activity
Source: RefSeq, a predicted model, not a curated record